AUGUCAACAGCCCUCCCAGCAGCAGGAAUCCUGCCCUUGGAAGGCGUUCGGGUUCUUGAUAUGACCAGAGUCCUCGCAGGACCUUAUUGCACGCAGAUUCUAGCAGACCUUGGAGCAGAUGUCAUAAAAAUUGAGCACCCGUUGCGAGGCGAUGAUACGAGGGCUUGGGGUCCUCCAUUCGCCAAGUACCAGGAUGAGUCCAAAGAAGGACCCGGUGAAAGUGCCUAUUACCUUGCGGUCAACAGGAACAAAAAGUCCAUCGGCUUAUCAUUCGCACAUCCCUCGGGUGUGGAUAUCCUGCAUAAUCUUGCAAAGCAAUGCGACAUCCUCGUAGAAAACUACCUCCCCGGAAGCCUAAAGAAAUACGCCAUGGACUAUGAAACGCUCAGCAAGAUCAACCCAAAGCUGAUAUACGCAAGCAUAACCGGAUACGGGCAAACAGGACCCUAUAGCAAUCGCGCUGGAUACGACGUCAUGGUAGAGGCGGAAUUUGGGUUGAUGCAUAUCACGGGCUCUCGAGACGGGCCUCCGGUGAAAGUGGGUGUUGCAGUGACUGAUCUUACCACCGGCCUUUAUACAUCAAAUGCUAUCAUGGCUGCGAUAAUCGCACGCGGGCGCACGGGUAAGGGUCAGCACAUUGACGCUUGCCUAAGUGAUGUCCAAGUCGCUACGCUCGCGAAUCUGGCGAGCUCGGCCCUGAUCAGCGGUGAAAAGGACUCGGGGCGCUGGGGGACUGCACAUCCUUCUAUUGUCCCGUAUCGAAGCUACAAGACUCUGGACGGCGAUAUUCUCUUUGGCGGUGGAAAUGACCGACUUUUUGGCGUUCUUAGCGAUCGGUUACAACGUCCUGAAUGGAAGACGGACGAUCGAUUCGUAACAAACAGCGCCAGAGUGAAAAAUAGACUCGAAAUAGACGGCAUGAUUGAAGAGAUCACGAAAAAAAAGACCACACAAGAAUGGCUCGAGAUCUUCGAAGGCAGUGGCAUGCCCUAUUCUGCCGUGAACGAUAUCCAGGGCACACUGAAUCAUAAACAUGUCCAAGCUCGAAAUAUGGUCACCGAGGUCGACCAUCCAGCAUGCGGUCCUAUCAAGGUCGUCAACACUCCGAUCAAGUACUCUCAUGCCAAACCCGGUGUUAGGACGCCACCACCAACCCUGGGUCAGCACACUGAUGAGAUUCUUCGGGAUCUUUUGCAUUAUCGAGAGGAAGAUAUCGCCUCAUUGAAGCAAGACGGUGUCGUAUCAUAG
Molecule: messenger RNA, 1248 nt
Organism: Talaromyces rugulosus
Lineage: Eukaryota; Fungi; Ascomycota; Eurotiomycetes; Eurotiales; Trichocomaceae
Exons: 6
Coding region: 1-1248 (415 amino acids)
Molecular function (GO): catalytic activity
Source: RefSeq, a predicted model, not a curated record